GGAGGGGGGGGGGGGGAAGCAUUUGGAUGUGAGACUAAUAAAAAAAAAAGAGAGAUAGCAGGAUCUAGAUCUGUUGAUUGACCGGGCUUCAGGGGGGAGAAGGGGGACCAGUCACUGGACCUUUGGCCAUUUUUUGCGGAGGAAUUCUUUUUUAUUAUUAUUUUCUUUUUAAAUUUUCCUUUCACCCUUUCUACCUACGGACAGAGGAGGCUAAAAGGGAGAUCAAGAGAAGAGGGAACACCAGGUUGACGCUGCUGUGCGUGGGGGGGUUGGGGGGGUGGGAGAGAAAAAAUGCUGCCCUCGCAAGAAGCCUCCAAAAUCUACCAUGACAACUACAUGCGAAACUCCAGGGCCAUCGGGGUCCUGUGGGCAAUAUUCACCAUCUGCUUGUCCAUCAUCAACGUGGUGGUCUUUAUCCAGCCCUACUGGAUCGGCGACAGCGUCAACACCCCCCAAGCCGGCUACUUCGGCUUGUUCCACUACUGCGUGGGCAACGGGAACUCCAACCGGGAGCUCUUGUGCCAGGGCAGCUUCUCCGACUUCAGCUCCAUCCCAUCGGGAGCCUUCAAGGCGGCCUCGUUCUUCGUGCUGAUGUCCAUGGUGCUCAUCCUCAGCUGCAUCGGCUGCUUCGCCCUCUUCUUCUUCUGUAACACCGCCACGGUCUACAAGACGUGCGCCUGGAUGCAGCUGCUAUGCGCCGUGUGUCUGGUGCUCGGCUGUAUGAUCUUUCCAAAUGGCUGGGAUGCCGAGGUGAUCCGGGACAUGUGCGGAGAGGACACAGGGAAGUACACCCUGGGCAACUGCUCGGUGCGUUGGGCCUACAUCCUGGCUAUCAUCGGCAUUCUGGACGCCCUGAUCCUCUCCUUCCUGGCCUUCGUGCUCGGCAACCGGCAGAGCGACUUCCUGCAGGAGGAGCUGAAGGCUGACAACAAAGAUUUCGUUGUGUCAAGGCUCCAUCUUGGCUCCUCUCUACGAAUGGACGGAAUCGAAAUCCGGGACACCAAGGAUCCAAGAUUUGGAGUCCAGCGGUUCCACUGAGGCCCUCCCUUUCCUUCUUUUCCAGUUCCCUCCCUCCCUCCACCAGCUGUCCUUCUCUUGCUUCUCCUCUCCUCUCCUACGCUCUUCAGGUUAAACACUUGAUCUGGGCUUGGAGGCCAGAGCCCAGCAGUUUGUAAAACAGGACAGAAUUGGAAUCACCUAACAAAGGCAAACUCUGUCUGUUGGAGGAGAUACAUCCUCAGAGGAAGUAUGAGCUUUAUCAAACUCUGGGAUACCAUCAUUAAUAACGUACAGUGUUACUGUCUCAUAACGUUGUUAUAACAAACUUAUUGAUAAUGAUAAUAAUGCUUGCAGUGGGAGUAUUCUAUGAAAAUAUACAUAUUUUUAUUGAGUGGUGAAAAGCUAUUUCCAGCUUUAAAAGUAACAUUAUAAAGUGCGUAUGUAAAAGCACACAGGUGCUACUUCUGACAUAACAAAAACAAAAAAAAGAACAAGGAAAAAAGAUAAUUUUGUACAGCAACAGUGGAAUUUUCAAGUCUUUUUCAGGCCAAUUUUCAACUGCUCUUUGUAUAUGACAAGGUCUGAUCCCAGGAAGAACAAAAAUAAAACAUGUAUGUAAAUGAGAUGUUUCUAUGGAAACAGGGUAAAAAGAGACUCUUUUAAGCUUUCUUUUAUUUGCCCCAAUACAUGAAACAUCCCUUUAAGCUGUGGAAUAGUACAGCGUGCUUCAUUGUCAUGAAAAACAAAGCUUGGAUUCCACUUGUUUCAUAACCCUGUGUAAUUUUGAGCCACCAGUCAUCCUCCAGUCCACUCCACUGUUAAAGGACAAGCUGAGAGGCAGAGAAAUGUCCUUUCUGUCCCUAACCAUUUCAUUCCUUCACUUUUCACUACAUUCCAACAUAAUAUCAUGGGAUGGAGUAUAAAUAGCACGCCACAUUUAAAGGUCCAGUGGAUUCAGUCCAUUUAGGAGGAUCUAUUGUCAGAACUGGAAUAUAAUAUUCAUAGGUAUGUUUUCACUAGUAUAUAAUCACCUGAAAAUAAGAAUAGUUGUAUUUUUGUUACCUUAGAAUGAGCUGUUUUAUCUACAGAGGGAGUGUGUUCUCUUCUACAGAGUCCGCCAUGUUUCUACAGUAGCCCAGAGCAGACAAACCAAACACUGGCUCGAGAUUGCGCCAUUUGUUUUUUCUCCUACACACUUGGAAGGAGAGAGUGAGGCGAAGGUGUGGCAAUCUGCCACUAAAUGCUACUAAAUCCUACACUGGUCCUUUAAGGAGUCUACACAAGUUAAGCUUUUCGUGUGUCAUUUAACGCCAUUAGAGAUGAUGCAUUUUUUGACAUGAAGGAAAAGGACAAAGUCAGGUGGCCUUUGUUGGCACGGUGACAGUACUCGUGACUUUGUGAAAUGGUUUGCAGUAUGGUUAGGUUUAGGCAACAAAACUUAUGGUUUGCUUUAAAAUAUGUACAUUACUGAAGUUAUGUAGAUAACAUAAGUGAAAGACGUUAAACAAUACAGCAAGGAAAAACAACAUAGAGCUGGGUGGCAAUGAUGGUAUAUCACAGUGUGUUUUUACUUGCUUUUUCUACUGUCAGCAGAACAUACAAUAUAAAAACAUUUUACAGCCAUCGUGUAUGGUAAAAUGUUCUUUAAAAGGAGGGUCCCAAUUAAAAGCAGUUCCACUUUACUGGCGUGGUGUGGCUCCACAUUUUGACAAAUAAAGGCAGGUCUAAAUGAGAGACCAGGGGCCAGAUAAAUAAAACUAUGUGUAGAAAUCUGUGUACACACAAAACAGGAAACAUGCAUAUGCAAUCUGUUCCCACAUGUUUUUCCCUCAUAUAUCUCAAUCAUCCUGAAAUUGUGAGCACCUGCACGAGCCUUCUGACCUUUCCCACAAUUUACUAUAAAUGACUUGAAACACACCCCCAGUUGCCUGAUUUGCAUAUGAAGGAUCAGCAUAUAGAUACGUUUUGAGGAUAAAUGGUGGAAGCAUUAGAGAAGCAAAUAAGGAAGAAAAAGUGCAUUUUUACAGACUGUAAACUCGAGGUAAUGGUUGAUCAAACUGCAAAAAAAAAAAAAGAAACAGGUACUAUUUGGAUCCUUAAGCUCUGGUACGAACAAUAGAAUGAAGCAAGGGGAAUGGCAGAAGGUAAUGGAGGCAGGGAACAACCUGUUAAUUCAGUGGUUCCCAGCCUUGUUCCCUAAGGGACCUCUUUUCUAUCAUUCAGUAAACUGACUUAGUGACAUAUUUGAUGGAUAUUUCAUAUUAUAUUCAAAACUGUACAAUGAACCCAAACAGUGAACCCAGUAACUGUAUUUGAAGCAGAUUAUUUCCUGUUUAGGGAACUUUGUUUCUGUUUGUUUGUUUGUUUUUUAAUCACUUCUUUUCAUCUUUUUUGACAAUUCAUUAUUUUCUUGUCCCUGAACUUGACCAUUGUUCUAUUAGACAAUUUACUUAAUUAACAAAAGAGAUAUAGGCCUACUAUGUAUAUUUUUUACAUUUCCUAGCAUACCUGAAAAUCAAGGCCUUGCAACCGCCCAUGAAGCUUUGGUGACCCAUAGUGGAUGUCACGACUCCCAGGUUGGGAACCACUGCUUUAUACUAUGUCACCUUACAUUUUUGUCUCUAUGACAUUCAUGUGUAAAAUGACAUGGCAUCACUGCACAAUAUAAGUCAGUGCAAAUGGCAAGAAAUGACACACAAAAAGCAAAAAAGGCGUUCAGACAUUGGUGUGUUAUUCAUACACCGUUUGGUGAUACCAGGCUGUACAUUGUCUUUUCUUUGUGUUUUUAAAGCGUGUUUCCUCCCUCUAAACUCACUCGUCGUGUUCAGUUCUGCUCCAGUCCACCGGGUUUGGUUUGUAUGUUGGCCACCAGGAAAGGCCCUGCAUGCUGCAUCUAUCUCAGGCUUGCAAAAGAUGAGGCUUCCUGUAUACGCCCGGCGGGGCUCGGACUCCGUUCGGUCCAACAGGCAGUCAGCUGCACUAUCCAGGCCCACCAGCUGAAGAGCACAGAGCUGAGAGGGCAGACCCCAGGACAGACUCAUCAAGGCAACAGGCAUCACACACUGUGUGCUGUCCCUGCUCUGAUUCCACACAGGACCCUCUCUAUGGAGCCAGAUCAGUGCUUUCAAAUACAUACAUUUGAAUUUGACAUUGAGUUGCACAAUUAAAUGCAAAGGCUGGAAACAAAGCCAGAAUGGCCCAAAUGUGAUCCUCAUUUCAUUCUACCUUCAGCUACAGUUUUAAAUGUACUUUUCUCAAUUCAGAUUGUGCUGUGACACACAAAUCUGGAGGAAGAAAGUACAGAACCAAUCAAACAGCACUGAGCUGCAAGUUGGCGCCAAGCAGGUGGGAACAAAUGCAGAAAGUAGGGUGCAAGGCAGCUUUUUGUUAUGCCUUCACUUGGUUUGGUAGCUUCAUGGCUAAAGGCGUAUUCACAUUACAGUGGAAAAGUGUUGUUCGCCACAGUAUGUUAGCCUGAGAACCAGACGCUUGGGACAUUUAUUCUGGCAGAGGCGUUUGGCCCCCCUCCCAUUCAAACUGAAUUCCACCCAUCCUGGAUCUGUGCAAAUCACAACCUAAAUGAUUAUGGGGCGGGUUUUAUAUGAUUGACAGAGCAGCAUCACCAGUCCAGAUUUGAAUAGUCACAUGUUUCUCUGAUUGAUUGUAGGUCUAUCUCUUGGACAUAUAUAAAGAUGGGCGACAUGACAGCUCUCUAACAGUGACGCAAAAGCAUCUAAAUCAUCCUUUGGAGGCUGAGUGUUAAUUUCUCUGACAAGUUUGGUGUUAAUGAGUUAUUUGAAGCUGAAAGGGGGUUUCAUGUCAUGAUUGACAGCUGAGCCCUGUUUGCGAUUGAGUCAGCUGAUAUGGGCGGGAUCUCGAUAUGUCACUAAACCCCGAUCACUAGUACACAGACUCUGUCUCGAAAUGGCGAAAGAUGGCAGCCACCGUAUUCAGGAUAUUUUGGCUUCAUUUUUGUACAGUGGGAGGGAGUGGAGUGGUUCAGUCUGCUGCACUUAAUAACGCCAACAUUCUAAUUUGAAUUUGUCUGCCGAUACCGGGCCAGCAGUAUUUACUCCUCCGGACCUAAACUACAGUGCUAAUGUGGCUAGCAGCAGAUCGCCACAUUUCUGAGACUCAGAAAUCAAUCUUUGUAAUAAAUCUGGUAGCUGCAUCCAAUAUCUUCUUUGUCUGGUCUCAGUAUGAGGUCAGUUUGUUCUGGAGAAUCAGAAACCACUUUUCAGUUCAAGCUGUGCUCAACAAUGAUUAUCUGUGCAGCUCGGGUCAAAGGGCAACAAAUUUUAACUUUUUGGCACCGCAGGCACAAAAGCUGUUUUUCCGCAAUAAUGUGAAUAAACAGAGUUUCUGCAGGUUUCAACAGGUUAAAUUUAAGACCUUUUUAAAACCAUUUAAAAUGCAAUUUAUGCUAUUUUAGGUACAAACUGGCAAAACAAAUGCUAAGAAGCAUAUUAAGGAAAAUCUGUAUUGGAUCCAUGUCAGGUUCCUUUUGUAGCAUGAUCAAUACAAAUUUCCCAAAAACACGUUUAAAAGUGAGACUGAAAAAUGCAGCUUUACACAAAUAAUGUUAACUUCAUUAAUCUAAUAAAUUGUGUCAAACAUGUCAAAAUCAUAUUUAAUGAUUAUAUAUAGUGAAAGUUUUUAGCAAUUAAUUUAUUGAGAUUAUCUGUCUCAUGUAAAAUGACCUACUGCUGCUUUAAAUGAGAAUUUAAAUGGAGUUUAAAAUACAGCGAUCACAUGUGAUUUCAACAGUACUUUUUUUAAAGUUAACUUCUUUUAAAGAAUAUUUUUGAAUAAAGAAUUUCUUUAAGCACUGAAAUUCUGAUCGACACAAAUAAAAUCUCUUUCGUUUCUUUUCCACAUGUAGCCAAGCACAAUAAAUACUGAAGUCCAACAUGCAGUACUGAGUAAAUGGCAAUGUGUAUCCCUUACAGCACUUUAUCUCAGCAUGAUACACAACAUACAGUUCUUCUUUUUGACUGUUUUAAAUGUUCCCAUCUAGUCAGUUCUAAGUCAUUUUCUGAGCCAUGCCCCUAAUUUAAAGUCCUGAAAUUCUCAUGACCCCAGCUGGACAGCUGUUAUGUGAUUUUUGAGAAUGACAUACUUUUGUUAUAUAUUUCAAAAGCAUGGAAGGACAUGGAAAUAAUCAUACAUUUCAAACAUAUUUUUUGUUGUUCAGUUUGAUGGUGUCCUCAGAUAAACUACACUGCAAAGCAACUUCUUUUCUCUCUAUUUCUCUCUAAAUUUGCCAACGCACAUUAACAUCAGAAUAUAUCAUAGCUAUUCACAUUACUGCAUAAUGGAAAUUUCUUACUCAAUAUAAAAUGUUCCUUCCUUGUCAUCCAGCCAUUUUACCAACCUGAAAGACAUGGCACUGAAAGAAUGUCACAUUUUCUCAUUGUUUUGCUAAACAAAUACCCAAACGAGUCCAGUGGGAUGAAUUCCACAUGGUUCAGUAACCCUUCAAAAUAUGUUUCAAAAGGUUUCUAUUUUGCAGAAACAGAAACAAUGAUCUGCAAGGUAAAAUGAUUGUUUUUGUCAAUGGAGUCUGGUGGUGAGCAAUAGAGAUAUAUGUUUCUGGUUAAACUAAAAUCUUACUCUUAAACUAUAAAAUGGAUCUCUGUAGUGAGGUGUUCACUUUUUGUUGCUGAUGUUUAGUUGUCCUACUGUGGAAGCGGACAUUAAAGUAGAUCAAGUAACAUAGAUGAAGUUGUCCCCGUGCUCUUGCUUUACCAACGACCCAAAGGUAGUUUGAAUACAGUAAAUAUCAAGUUUAUAGUUAACACUAAGAGUAACCAGCGUUACAAUAUAGUUAGAAUAACAAUCAACAAGCCUGUCAGUAGCAAAAACAAGCACUUUUAGUGGACAUACUUUAAAGAUUUGUCCCCAAGGAUUACGUUGCCGCCUUGCAAUAUUGUCACAUCUAACAAACUAGCAUUGGUGAUUGUUGGAAAUUGUGGAAAGACGAACAAAGGUUUUGGUGAGUUUUAUUUUGUUUGUAUCCAGUGGACUGUUUUCUAUGGUAAAAUUAUUGGUUUUGUCAAUGGAGUCUGGGGCAGUAGUAACCAUUUGUUAGUUCUGAGCUGCUGGUGUUGUAGUGCAACUUGUAGUAGCAGUACGUUUUGCACAUAUAGGCUUUAAGCAAGUUCAGUAAUCUGAACCUAACCCUGAUAUUGACAUGAUUUUAUUCAAUUUAAAGGAUACACUCCAGCAUUUUGUUGCAGCACCCAGUGACUUUACUGCGACGAACCGUUGAGCUCAAGCUUUCAACCGUCUCAUGGUCCUCUUCCCAAAAGCCAAGAAUUAACUUCCAUGCUCCAAUUUCCUACAGUUACAGGCUAUAAUAUGAUCCUUUUUGUCAUUUGACAAAAUCAUUUGGGACCACUUUCACAACAAGACUAACCACUAGUCUAUUUGUAGUAAUAAGAAGGAUUUAGUUCUACUGUUGUACUUAUAACUGCACACUGCAGAAUUACAUAUGGAAUCUGGUAUGAAGGAUGUUUUGAGUGAUCUGGGGAUCACGCUGUGUAUUUUUUGGUUGGUGGGAUCAUUAGUGCAAACCAUUAGGCUUCAUCAGUGGUGGUUAGUCCUUCUGAGUGAGUCAGGGCCCAGCUCACGGCUGUCUCCUCUCUCAGUAGCGUUUUAAUUCUGCUCACAAAUAUUUGGCUUUCUUCCCCGACACUGUUAUUCAGUUGUGCCAAAGAAAGAUAUGGAAAGUGUACUUUUAUUUUUGACUCCAAUUUGCUAUUGCAGUGCUUUUUCAGUGUGUUUUAUUUUAUUUGACAUGCUUUUCUGCAGUUGCUGUAAUGUUAUUUUACUGGUUAUGGGAUGCUGUGAUGUUUGUUCAGGAUUGUCUAAGGAGAGUUCAGCAUGGCAGUCAUACACCACUUUCUCACCAUUGGUGUUGUUUUAACAAGAAAAUGAAUAAACUGAUUGACUAUUAA
Molecule: messenger RNA, 7958 nt
Organism: Dicentrarchus labrax (European seabass)
Lineage: Eukaryota; Metazoa; Chordata; Actinopteri; Moronidae
Gene: lhfpl4a
Product: LHFPL tetraspan subfamily member 4a
Exons: 5
Coding region: 292-1038 (248 amino acids)
Biological process (GO): gamma-aminobutyric acid receptor clustering; sensory perception of sound
Cellular component (GO): postsynaptic membrane; plasma membrane; inhibitory synapse
Molecular function (GO): GABA receptor binding
Source: RefSeq, a predicted model, not a curated record